AUGACACUGAUCAACAAGAUGGCGUCCAAUCCUUAUAAGACCAAUCUAACCGUCGGCGGUUCUCCGUUUGACAAGUCGAAACUGCAGAUGCGUCGGCCAACUCCAGACAGUGACGUGCUGGCUUCGAGUGACGAUGAUCACGAGAUCGUCGCGCCUCCCCCGACCCGUCCCACAGGCGCUCCGUUUGCAACUGCACGCCGUCCUUCAUGGAUGGCACAGGACCUACCAAAUCGCAAGAACUCUCUGCCGUCGGUCUCAUUGGGAUCGCAGCCGACGACGCCGGUCCUCUCAUUGGAUGGCCCCUCCAGAGCUCCGACUGUUUGGAAUACAAACAGCUUUACCGUUGCUUCCUCAUCCAAUCGCAUGAAAGAGGUCCUGCCCUCGCCUACGUCUGCACAAGGCCCCGGUGACAAGUUGUUCGGUGCUGCGCCAUCUUCAGAGACUGACGAUACUGUGGGGUUCCUCCUCAAUCAGCACACCGUCCGCAAAUCUGUCCGAUCCCAAUCCUAUAGUGUCGGCCAGGGUGACAUUGGCAAUCCUGCCUCACAUUUGCGGUCAGCUCUCCGCCACCGUCCUUCGAAACCAAGCCUGCUUGCAGGCACAGAAUCAGCCGUCGGCCUAGGCCAGUUACGCGAGGACGACAACGACGAGGUUGACUCAUCCAACGGCUCCCAGCACGGUAUUCCUCUGCCCUCGGACUAUUGGCAGCAAGAAGCGCGCGGACAGACGAAACCCAUGGUUACCAAGCAGGUCACCAUCAUUGCCCCACCAACCCGCAGGCUCUCUCACAGCAUGCGAAGCAUGACGCAGAACGAUGUCGACGACGUUGCUGAGGCGAGUUUCGACAACCGCAUGAUACCGCUCAUGCGUCGCUACAGCGAGCAUGUUGGCACGCUGGCGCAGGCAGACGAGCUGGCACAGAGCAGCGAACCCCAUGGCUGGGCUAGCCCUGUCCCGCGCUUCAACACAGAUGCUUUGAGCCGUCGCCACUCCAUCGCGCACUACGGCUCCAACCUCUCGUCGAACUUCUCCCAGCCUACUCUUAGCCACACACAAGAGGAGGAAGAAGAAGAAGCAUCCCCUCUCGACACCGUUCUCCCGGUUCUUCCUCCCGCCCAGAAUGACCCGAAGUGGAACACGCUCGACUACUUCAGUGGCUACGGACCUGCCGCUCGUACGAUCAACUCCUCGGCCAUCUCAGCCGCCCAUCCGGCGCCGGCCAUAACCCACCCACCUCCUCCACCUAACGCGUACGCUAAUCCCACGGGCUACGGUCGGCCGGGUCGACGCAUUUACCUCGUUCAGUUCAAGUGUUCGCGCUCGGACAUCUACUUUCUCUAUGAGAAUACGGGCCUGGAGGUUCGCGUCGGCGACCUUGUCAUCGUCGAAGGUGACCGUGGUCACGACCUCGGACAAGUCACUCACGCAGACGUGACAAUGGAUGAGGCCAAGCGCUUAAAGAACGAGGCGAAUGAGGAUCAUUUCCGGUGGUUGGUCAUGUUCUCGCAAUACUCCGUUGCAGGCGCGUCCACCAAGAACGCAAUGCUUGGGGCUUUGUUCCGCGCGCAUGAGGUCCCGAAGAGUGGCAACCGUCCCCAACUCACUGGGAUGGGCGUUCAGCAAGACCCCGAGAACAAGCCGCGUAUGAUCCGUCGGCUGGCACAGACCCAUGAGAUCCUACAGCUUCGCGACAAGGAGGGCGAAGAGGCUCGCGCCAAGCGUAUGGCUACCGACAAAGCUUUGGACCACAACCUUCCCAUGGAGAUACUCGACGCGGAGUUUCAAUGGGAUCAUCACAAAAUCUCGUUCUUCUAUUACGCCGAGUCAUAUGUUGACUUCAAAAUCUUGGUCACGGAUCUCUUCAAACAUUACAAGAUCCGCAUCUGGAUGUCGGCGGUCAAUCCAGCCUCUGUGGUGAACCCAGCGGGUAUGCAGAUCAAGCCUCCGUCUGCCAUUGGUCCCGGGGCUAUCGUUCCGAACAAUGCGCCCAACGCCUCUCUAUCCGUCGGUCCUCUCUUCGGAAAUAACUCGUACCGUCCCAACGAGCAGUACGGAAACCGUGGCCGCCCCACCAACCCGCAAGGUACCUUCGACAGCCAGAACUACGGCCCUUUCUCGCACCAGCUGUCUGGUUUCCCGGUACAGAACCCGUACCAGAUGCAGCAAUGGGGCCAGCAGUAUCUGAGUGCGGAUAUGUUCAACCGCUACGACCCCAAUGCCGCCGCAAACCGCAGCCCUAUGAACAUAGGCGCUUGGUACCCACCCUCUACCUACUCUACCUCUCCGGCAUUCAACAACGCGUCGAGCAAUACAUCUUUCCGUGGCGGUUACUCCGCUACUUCUGGCAGUAACCCCUAUGCUGCGUCGAACGCUGUGGCUGCUAGCGCCUAUAGCACCACCUUCAACGCGCAGGCCGGCUAUUCCUCUUCUGCAGCGACUGGAGCUGCUCCUUUCGUUGGCUUCGAUCCUGAUGUGAUGGCUGCAAUGGCAAGCCUUAACUUUUCCGGAGCAAACAAUGCUGCUGGCAACAGUAACAACGGUGCUGGUAAAAGUGGUGCCAAUGCUGGUGUGAACAGCGAUUCCAACACCCAGUAG
Molecule: messenger RNA, 2595 nt
Organism: Didymosphaeria variabile
Lineage: Eukaryota; Fungi; Ascomycota; Dothideomycetes; Pleosporales; Didymosphaeriaceae
Exons: 3
Coding region: 1-2595 (864 amino acids)
Cellular component (GO): cytoplasm
Source: RefSeq, a predicted model, not a curated record